AUGCCAUCGUAUAGCAGCGACGAGUUUAACGCAGACUGGCGAUAUGCUAUAACAGAAGAUUUUGUUUCCUCCGCCGAUCAACCUUACCAAUACGCUGACAAUGGCCAUUUGCAGUGGGGAAAUGAAGUUCAAAAGAUUACCUUUAACGGGACGGCGCAUCUUGCCUGUAUCAGUAAUGAUGGUAAGAGACUGGCUCUGGGAAUCAAGCACGACAUUCACGUCCUCGACACCGAAACUUGGGAGACUGUUGUUGUCCUCAAAGGGCAUGCCUCAGAGGUCAAUGCCAUCGCUUUCAAGCCAGAUGAUGCCAACGUACUGGUAUCGGGUGAAACCGAAGAAAGACAGAACAACGAGCUUUUAACUCCACCCAUAAUCAUCGUUUGGAAUAUAGAGGAAGAAUGCACAAAGGGUCCCCGUACAAAUGGUUCGUAUGGGGAUGCUAUUCACGCUGCAGCAACAGCCGCAGCUGAAGGUCUGAUCACGAUUGGAAUUCAUCUGGACCAAGACAAAAUACAAGAACUAAAGGCUGGCUUCCAACCCGUUGUUGAUCGUGUUGCCGCCAGAAAUACGGCGGCACAUCAUGCCACAAUCGAUGGGCGACUACAGGAGCACUUCCAGUCUAGAAUUUUCAGUCCAUCUGGCAAAUGGAUGGUUUGCCUGCCUGGAAAGUCACCUCGAGCAAACUCAAAAGUCCCAUGGCAUAUACAGAUUGUGUCAACCAACACUCUCGAGAAAAAGUUUACUCUUGAAGGUCAUACCGAUGCAAUCAUGUGGAUGGGGUGGAGUCCUGAUGAGACACUCUUCGGUUCUAUCUCAUGGGACCGCUCCAUUCGUAUCUGGGAUGCUUUCACAGGCGAUCAGAAGCACUGCUUCAUGACUGAAACCCAAAACUGGACAGGCGACUUUUCUCCGGACAUGAAAUACUUCAUGGCGACUGACGGGAAAGGCAACGUGAGAGUAUUUUCCCUGCCCUCAGGUGAGCUUUACUGGAUGUAUGAAGGGCGACGUGAGGGCGGCUGGAGACGAUCCAUCAGCUGGCAUCCAAACAGCCAGUUGCUUGCCGUAGGAGGAGAGAGGUUGGGCGAGUUACUUUUACUCGAUGUGAAGGAGAAGAAGCUCAUUCAGAAAAGAGUUCUGUCAACGGAUGCCUGUACAAGGGAAGAAGAACAUCGCAAGAUGAUGACACGCUUUGUGGGGGUGGGAAAAGUGCAGUUCGUUGACAAUGGACACAAACUUGCAGUCUGCACCUAUGGUGAUGGAAGUAUCGAACUUUACGAUAUUCAACAGGAAGUCAAAUGGAGGUUUCCUAGGGGUGGUACAGAUGACGGACCAGAAGCCCAUGAAUGGAGAGAUGACAGAGGCAAGGUUACAAGUAGAAUGGGUCGCGGCAUGGUUGUAUGGGAGGAUCGUUCAAAGGGUGUACUGCGACUGGCCAGUCUUGACUUUGAUGGUGUUCGCGUCUGGGACGUGCCACUGACUCUUUAG
Molecule: messenger RNA, 1485 nt
Organism: Fusarium poae
Lineage: Eukaryota; Fungi; Ascomycota; Sordariomycetes; Hypocreales; Nectriaceae
Exons: 1
Coding region: 1-1485 (494 amino acids)
Molecular function (GO): protein binding
Source: RefSeq, a predicted model, not a curated record